This is a messenger RNA of Phymastichus coffea, 2281 nucleotides long. RefSeq names its product T-box transcription factor T-like (gene byn). The record is from RefSeq and is a predicted model, not a curated record. The transcript is spliced from 9 exons. Lineage: Eukaryota; Metazoa; Arthropoda; Insecta; Hymenoptera; Eulophidae. Gene Ontology annotation, biological process: cell fate specification; positive regulation of DNA-templated transcription; heart morphogenesis. Bases 224 to 2038 code for a protein of 604 amino acids. Gene Ontology annotation, cellular component: nucleus. Gene Ontology annotation, molecular function: DNA-binding transcription factor activity, RNA polymerase II-specific; RNA polymerase II cis-regulatory region sequence-specific DNA binding.
AUCGCGAUCUGGUGUUAGCGGCAGGGUGUGAGUGGUGCGAAAAAAAACAGCCGUGCAGCGCUCUCGUGUGCGCGCGUGCGUGUGUGCGCGCGCGACGAUGCGACUUCCCUUUUUUUCUGUUCGCUCUCCGGUAGCUGAUAAUUGAGAAAUCUAUCAAAGGAGGGGAGGCUAAAGCGCAGCCUGCGAGAAAUCGAAGCCGAUUGGUUCAACGGCAGCAGCCAAAAUGCAGACAAUAGCGUCGGGCGCAUCGCCGCAAGCCGACGCCGAGCAGGAGAAGCGCGACGUGGACGACCGCGACGCCGACGGUCUGCAUCAGCAGCACUGCGACGCGAACGGCCAGGUUUUAUCCCUGGCGUUGGAGGAUCGCGAGUUGUGGACGCGUUUCCAAUGCAUCACCAACGAGAUGAUAGUGACGAAGAACGGCCGACGAAUGUUUCCCGUGGUGAAGGUCAUCGCAAGAGGGUUGGAACCCGGCGCCAUGUACACGCUGCUGCUCGAGUUCGUUCAGGUCGAUCCCCACAGGUGGAAAUACGUGAACGGCGAAUGGGUGCCGGGUGGCAAGGCUGAGGUCGCACCGCCGAACCCAAUUUACAUUCACCCGGAAAGUCCAAACUUCGGAGCUCACUGGAUGAAAGAAGCCGUGUCUUUCGCCAAAGUCAAGCUCACGAACAAGUCCAACGGCAAUGGGCAAAUUAUGCUGAAUUCGUUGCACAAGUACGAGCCGCGCGUACACCUCGUUCGGGUGGGCGCCGAGGAACAACGCACGGUUCUCACCUACCGAUUCCCGGAGACGCAGUUCAUCGCAGUGACGGCUUACCAAAACGAGGAGGUGACCAGUCUGAAGAUCAAGUACAAUCCGUUCGCCAAAGCAUUCUUGGACGCGAAGGAGCGGCCGGCCGAUCCUCAGACGUACCCGCAGUACGCGGGAGCUUGGUUUCUGCCUCAGCCGACCAUCAAUUACGACUACGGAGCGGUGACCCAGGGCCAGACGCCAAGCGGGCCAGCCGCUGAAUUGUCGUCGGGUUGCGGCGCUGCGCCGAGUAGCCACAAGGCUACUUGCCGGCCCGCGCCCUAUGCUCUGAGGCAUAAGUACAUCCAGGACGAGCAACCGGCCGAUCCGUACGCGCCGCUACCGCUGCUCCACUCGAGCGCGUACGUGGGCGGCUGGUCGCCACGUAGCCCCGAGCAAUCUCAGCAGCAGCAACAGCAACAGCAGCAGCAGCAGCAGCAGCAGCAGCAGCAGCAGCAGCUGACUGUCCUGCAAGCCAAUCCAGCCUCGUUGACGCAAGACUGGCCGUCGUCGCCCUCGCCCUCGCCUACCUCGUCUUACCAAGCUCUUAAUCAUCAUCAAGCGGUCGCUGGAAGCUGCUCGACCUCGAGCCUCGCCCCGAGUCCAUCGCUCUACGCGCCCGCCCCGACCGGCCAAGAUCAGUGCGCGCCCGAUCAACAGCAAACCACCACGUGGCUACAUCCAAGCGUGUCCGAGCAGAUCCAGCAGCAUCAGCAGCAACAGUCCUACUUGAAUCUCAAUUUGCAUUUACACCAUCAGAUUUCGUACACGAACGGAAGUGCACUGCAGCAGGGCCUCCAUCCUCAGGAUUCGCCUAUCAGUCAAGUUCAGGAUUAUCCUGAGUACCACUCUCAUCACCAUCACCACCACCACCACCACGAGGCUCAGCAGGCUCAUCUGCAACAUAUACAGCAACUGCAUCAUCACCAUCACCAUCCUGGCGAAGCCGAAGCUGUCGGUUACGACGCGAAGGAAAGUCUCUCUCUUCAUCAUCACUCCGCUUUGAGCGCCGCGGGAUAUAACAGGGAUGAGGACACGGAGACCGCUAGAACCGAGCACACGGUACCGGUGGAUCGAAGAUUCCUCAGUCCACCAGGAGUGAUCGAGCAUCAUCGGCAAGUGCAACCCCCUCAAGAGGAGCAGCAGAUCGACGAGCGACAGCAGCAGCAGCAGCAGCAGCAGCAGCAACCUCAAUCGACUUGGACACCCCUUACCCCGCCGCCAGCCCCGCAAACCACGGCUAUUUGAUGCCGAUACUUAUUUGUAUUUGUCAUACACAGUGAGAUUUGCAAUGGGUUUGUGCGUAUUGCAAAUGUCGUACUUGGAUUUAUAUUCACAGAAUUAGAGAUUUAUAUUUGGAUCGCAGCGUUGAUUAAUUUUUCCUUUUGCGUUGUUCGCUUUGCGUGUUAAAAAUCAAGUCGAAUCGUAGGUAUGUUUUACUUCAGUCGAACAGUUUCCUUUAAAAAUGAGUGUUAAUAUACUAUUCCGUCC